Enterobius vermicularis (human pinworm) is the source of this 342-nucleotide messenger RNA. The record is from the annotation of a GenBank genome assembly. Lineage: Eukaryota; Metazoa; Nematoda; Chromadorea; Rhabditida; Oxyuridae.
UCAGAUAACUCGCCAGUAGAACAGAAACCUGUAUGGCCAUUAGGACAACCGAUGAUUAGUCAGCUGUCGCCAACAGCUGGCGACCAAGCAAGCUUAGCAGAACCGGCUCAAGGAAGUUCAACAGUUAGCGAGUUGACGUCGGAUGCCGAAGGUGUUUGGUCGCCUGAUAUUGAUCAGGCAUUUCAAGAAGCUCUACAAAUUUACCCACCAUGUGGACGCCGAAAAAUUAUUUUAAGCGAUGAAGGUAAAAUGUAUGGUGAGUCUAUGCAUGUGAUGUGUGCUGUGAAGAUGAACGUUGUCCAGGGCGAUUUGGGUUAUGGUGAUGAACAGAUGUUAUCGUAA